AUGGGCCGCGAACCCCCUCCCCCCAAGCGCUUCUGGGAGCACCUGGCCCUGGACAGUCACUGCCGUUUCCUGGUGCAGACUGGGUGGCGGCCACUGGCGCUGGAGGACCGUGGCCUCGUCGACCGGCAGCAAGUGGCUUGGCUCUGGGCGAAGCGGGGCCGCCUCUCCGUGCACACUGCCUUGUGCUCGCGGCUCACGGACAGCCAGACCCUGCCUGGCGCGCCUGAGCACACGUGGUCUCCCUGUUACUUCCAGAAAGAAAAGGGCCCAGAGCCCCUGCUGCUCAUGUCCCCCGCUCGCCCUCCUGCCACUACGGCAGAGGGACCCUCAGGAGAGGGCAGCUUGGCGGUAGUCGGAGCGCUGCUGGACGAAGCGUUCUGCCGGUGCCCAUGGGCCCAGAGGUGGGCCUGCUUGGUGGUGUCGCCCAAGACUCUGGGCAGCCAUGAGCAUCUCCUGUGGUUCCCCCUGGUACUGCUGGAUACCCAGCCCCCGGCCCUCUGCCUCCCCAUCCCACAGAGAUUGAGGGUCCCCGCAGGCCAUGCAGCUGUGCCAAGGCCACCGCCAGGGACCCACAGAGGCCAGGCAGGCUCACUGACGGCCCGUGGAUGCCACGGCCUGGCUGGGCAUCUGGGCCUAGCAGCCUUGCUGCCGCUGUGGGGCUGCUUCUUGCGGGCAGCGCCCCCUGCCUUCCUGGGGACCCAGGCCGGUUCCCCUCGUCUGGGUGCAGAGUUCACCGUUGUCCUGCGGUACCUUCCCAGCCCUGCUGAUGUAGGCCCCAUUUUGAGCGCGGAGCUGCCUUCCAGGAGUGGGGCUCCCGCCCUGUGCGCAGGCCCCAGGCCCCGCCUGAGCUCUUUUAACCCCGCAGGUGCCUCCAGCAUGGCGGCGGCCGAGGUGCCCGGCUACCUCGUGUCCCCGCAGACGGAGAAGCACCGGCGAGCCCGCAACUGGACGGACGCCGAGAUGCGCGGCCUCAUGCUCGUCUGGGAGGAGUUCUUCGACGAGCUGAAGCAGACCAAGCGCAACGCCAAGGUGUACGAGAAGAUGGCCAGCAAGCUGCUGGAGAUGACGGGGGAGCGCCGGCUGGGCGAGGAGAUCAAGAUCAAGAUCACCAACAUGACCUUCCAGUACAGGAAAUUAAAAUGCAUGACAGAUAGCGAGUCCGUCCCGCCCGACUGGCCCUAUUACCUAGCCAUUGAUAGGAUUCUGGCCAAGGUCCCCGAGUCCUGUGAUGGCAAACUGCCGGACAGCCAGCAGCCGGGGCCCUCCACGUCCCAGACCGAGGCGUCCCUGUCGCCGUCUGCUAAAUCCACCCCUCUGUACUUACCGUAUAACCAGUGCUCCUACGAAGGCCGCUUCCAGGAUGAUCGCUCCGACACCUCCUCCAGCUUACUGUCCCUUAAGUUCAGGUCGGACGCGCGGCCCGGGAAGAAGCGCAAGGUGCAGAACUGCCACCUGCGGAAGAAGAAGCUGCGGCUGCUGGAGGCCAUGCUGGAGGAGCAGCGCCGGCUGAGCCGCGCCGUGGAGGACGCGUGCCAGGAGGUGCGCCGCGUGCUGGACCGCCAGAACCUGCUGCAGGUGCAGGGCCUGCAGCUGCAGGAGCGCAUGAUGAGCCUGCUGGAGAAGAUGAUCGCCAAGUCCGGCGUCUAG
Lynx canadensis (Canada lynx) is the source of this 1647-nucleotide messenger RNA. RefSeq names its product Myb/SANT DNA binding domain containing 1 (gene MSANTD1). Gene Ontology annotation, biological process: positive regulation of DNA-templated transcription. The record is from RefSeq and is a predicted model, not a curated record. The coding region runs from base 1 to 1647 and encodes 548 amino acids. Gene Ontology annotation, cellular component: nuclear body. Lineage: Eukaryota; Metazoa; Chordata; Mammalia; Carnivora; Felidae. The transcript is spliced from 10 exons.